Paramecium octaurelia is the source of this 1583-nucleotide messenger RNA. The record is from the annotation of a GenBank genome assembly. NCBI's taxonomy places the organism in Eukaryota, Ciliophora, Oligohymenophorea, Peniculida, Parameciidae.
UAGCAGUCCUCGAAUGGUAAUACAGUAAUAUAAUUUUUGAGUAAUCCACCAAACAGAGUGUAGGCACAUCCAAUAAUCAAUCCAAGAAAUAGAAAAUGACUAAAAGUUAUUUUAAAGGAGACCUUUCAUAAUCCGACAUGAUAGUGUUGACAGAGUCCGAAUUGAAGAGAAUAAAGGUAUUUGGAAGAAAAUGAAAAUAGAAUCUAUCAGUUAUAACAACAAAAGAGGAGUAAUUACAACACAAAAAGUUGAUGGAAGAAUAAAAAGAGAAAUAGUUGGCAGAUGCCUAAGCAAAAAAAUAAAGAAUGUUAUAGAUUGAAGAGGAGAAGAAGAAAUCUAUUCCACUGAGUUAACAAGAACAGGAAGAUAAAUUUGCCAAGGAUUCCUUGAUAUCAAGAGUUUUAUAAAUUAUAUUUAUGUCAUUAGGCUUAGGAAAUAAUGAAUGAACAAAUUGAUGAUGUCAAAGAGAUGAAUAAAAUGGUUAUGUACGCUAAAUGUGUUACAAUCAGAGAUAAAUAACUGUAAGAAAAAAAAGAGUUAUAUGAUCAAUACAAAAUGUAAGAAAAACGAAAAGACUUGAUGAUGGAGAUAGAGAGACUUAGAGCAAUCAAAUAUCAUGAAGAAAAGGAUUAGAAAUAAAAACAAUAAUUAAAACAUGGGCAUGAAAUCAUAAUUGAAUAAAUUAAAGAAAGAGAAUUGAUAAGAUUGAAAGAGAAGGAAGAACAAGAAAGAGAAGGACAGAUUAUGCUUAAAUAAAUUAAACAAUUGUAAUAGGAAGAGGCUCAUAAGGCCUAGCUAAGAAAGACUCAACAAGCUAAGGUGCAAGAUGAGAUCCUUGUGGCCAACCAUAAGGCCAUUUUGAUCAAAGAAAAGAGAAUACAAGAAGAGAGAGAUGAGGAAGAGAAAAUAUUAUAAUACAAUCUAUAAAAGGCAUAAAAGGAGGCUGAGUUCUUAGAAGAGUAAAGAAGAAUUAAGGAAGAGAAAGAAAGAGAAGUGUAGAGAUUGAGAGAGAUGUAGGAAAAGGCUCAAGAUAGAGCAGCUGAAUUAGAUCUAUUAAGAGCGAAAAGAGCCAUGGAAUAAAAUGAAAGAUAAGCCAGAGAGAAAGAAAGAAAAGAAUUAGAGUUGAAGAUGAAAUUAAAUUAUGAAGUUACAGAAGCUAGAAAGCUAUAACAAAAGGAGAAGCUCGAGAGAUAUUAAGAAUAAGUAGAUUAUUAAUUAUUAUCUUAAUAGGCAAAAUUAGAAAGAGAUGAAUUCCAAAAAGUUAUUUAAAAACAAAAAUAAGAAAGAGAAAAUGAGAUGAAAAUCCUAUAAGAUAAAGAAGCAUUAAGAAAGAAACAUGCAGAAGAACUCAGAAAAUAAAUUAUUUAGAAUGAAGAGAAAAAGAAGCAGGAGGAAAGAGACAAGUAUUUAUAAUUUUUAAAUAUAGACUUGAGGAAGGAAAGAAAAUCAAGGAUAAAUUGAAUUAAGAAAAAAGGCUUUUGGAGACCAUUAAGGACAAUAAACUUAAGGAUCUAAAUGAUAAAGCAAUACCUGAUAAGUACAAAGCAGAAUUAACUAAGAAAAAAAUUAUUGUUAGUACUUGA